AUCAGUUCUUCGUCCUGGAAAAUCCAAUUUUACGCGAGUGGUUGAUUGAAUUCAGGUCCGGGGAAGGCCAUCAGCAUACACCAUGAAUCAACAGCGGCAACCAGGUGACCGCGAAACUUUGCCAACGGCCGCGGAUCUCGAGGCCAACCGACCUCUCCUGUCACGAACAUCAACCCUUCAAGGCUCUGCCGAAGGUGAACAUGUACCGACCUUCUGGUCCGACAAAUAUUCACAAAUUCGUACAGGAGGAUUCUGGACGCGGUUAUGGAACUUUAGGAUUGACGCGCGAGUCGUAUCCGAUGCCAUCCUUGGCCUUUCCGACGGGCUCACAGUUCCAUUUGCACUCACUGCCGGCCUGACGGCAUUGGGAGAUACGAGAGUCGUGAUCUUAGGAGGUCUCGCCGAGCUGAUAGCAGGAGCCAUCUCGAUGGGACUUGGCGGAUAUGUCGGUGCCAAAAGCGAGAUGGAGUCAUAUAACGCCGUUGAUCGAAGCUGCAACACCCUCAUCUUGCAUGAGCCCGACGCUGCCAGAGACUAUGUCCAGGAGUACUUUGAGCAGUUUGGAUUGUCACAGGAAGAAACCAAGAGAGUGGCCAACCACAUCAAAGCAUCGACUCCCAUGUUCAAAGAAUUUCUCAUGCAGAACCAUUUCCAGGCGUCGAAGCCCGACACGGCACGACCUUACCUGUCAGCACUCACCCUGGGCAUCAGUUACUUUGUCGGAGGGUUCCUUCCACUGAUUCCAUAUUUUAUCGUGGCCCAAGACAACGUUCUAGGCGGUCUGUGGUGGAGUAUAGGACUGAUGGGGGUGGUACUGCUGGUCUUUGGCUAUGUGAAGACUGGAGUCGUUCGGGGCUGGACAGGCAGAGACAACUACCAAGCAUGUACCGGCGGAGCAGUGCAAAUGUUUGUGGUCGGGGUGAUAGCGGCAGGUGCGGCUGUGGGAUUGGUGAGGUUAAUCAACCAAGGUUGAACAGAUUCCAUCUUCGAUGGAGCAUGUACGAUAACGAAGGGGG
This is a messenger RNA of Exophiala oligosperma, 1016 nucleotides long. RefSeq lists its product as uncharacterized. The record is from RefSeq and is a predicted model, not a curated record. Lineage: Eukaryota; Fungi; Ascomycota; Eurotiomycetes; Chaetothyriales; Herpotrichiellaceae. Gene Ontology annotation, cellular component: fungal-type vacuole membrane. Gene Ontology annotation, molecular function: iron ion transmembrane transporter activity; manganese ion transmembrane transporter activity. The coding region runs from base 83 to 973 and encodes 296 amino acids. The transcript has 2 exons. Gene Ontology annotation, biological process: intracellular manganese ion homeostasis.